UCUCUGUAAAAUUGGUCUAACUUCACGCCAAAUCAAACAUAACCUUUCCUGUCAAUCGGGUAAUUCUCUCUUCUAGUUUGUUGAAUUCAAAUAGAAUGCCAGAAAUGACCGAAAUUGAGAAACCUGCAGUUGCGGAACCCAAACCCGACCACAGCUCAGAAUCAACGCAGAGUGAUACCGACGAUGAAAUUCCCGAAUUAGAAGAUGCCGGGAAUGGAACUGCCGGUACGGCCGCUUUUACCGGGGCUGCCGCUGCCGGCCUUCCCAUGGAAAUGGUUUCAAAAGCCAAGCAAUCUCGAGGGGAAAAGAAAGCGCGGAAAAUAAUGUCUAAAUUAGGAUUAAAAUUGAUAACUGGAGUAAACAGAGUGACAAUUCGUAAAUCAAAAAAUAUUUUGUUUGUUAUAAACAAACCAGAUGUCUACAAAAAUCCAGUUAGCGACACCUAUAUUAUUUUUGGUGAAGCAAAAAUUGAAGAUCUUUCACAACAGGCACAAGUGGCCGCUGCUGAGAAAUUCAAGGAAGCAGCAGCUGAAGGAGCAGCAAGUAACGCCACAACAUCUGUACCACCUAUAACAGAAGAAUCUGAUGAAGAAGUGGAUGAUACCGGCGUUGAGGAUAAGGACAUUGAGCUGGUAAUGACGCAGGCGAAUGUCAGUCGUCCGAAGGCUGUUAAAGCGCUGAAGAAUAACCAAAAUGAUAUAGUAAAUGCCAUCAUGGAACUGACAAUGUGAUGAGAUGAGAGCAAAAAUUGUUGCAUAAUUAUUCUUUUUUGCUUCUAAUUUUUUUUGUCGUAUUUGGUUUUCCUUGGUGUCUUGAAAACCAAAAUAAUUUCAUUGGAGUCAGUUUCUGGCAUCUCAUUUUAAUUUUUUGAAACACUCUAAGUGUAUAUAUUUACAUUUGUAAUAAUAAUUAAAAAGGAAAAAAAAAUAAAGUACCGUUUAGUCAUUUUA
Molecule: messenger RNA, 950 nt
Organism: Onthophagus taurus
Lineage: Eukaryota; Metazoa; Arthropoda; Insecta; Coleoptera; Scarabaeidae
Gene: Nacalpha
Product: Nascent polypeptide associated complex protein alpha subunit
Cellular component (GO): nascent polypeptide-associated complex
Source: RefSeq, a predicted model, not a curated record